Molecule: messenger RNA, 2780 nt
Organism: Haliotis rufescens (red abalone)
Lineage: Eukaryota; Metazoa; Mollusca; Gastropoda; Lepetellida; Haliotidae
Exons: 2
Coding region: 456-1985 (509 amino acids)
Source: RefSeq, a predicted model, not a curated record
AAACUGAUAAUGCUUAGCAGGACUGUAAUAAGCGCAGAAGUUCAGAGUUACACGCGCUGAGGUCACGUGACCAUAGUGCGAGCACUAUAGGGCCGAAGUCAUGGCAACCAGUUUUGACGAUUAAUUUUUGCAUCUUUCAGACGAUGUGCUAAUGUUGUCUAUUUUUAGGGUAUAGCUCGUCUGCGAACAGCCAGCUCGAGUAGCAAGCAGCUCGCGCAGCCCUCGUGCUAGAGCAGACGAUAGAUAGGCCUGUCGGACUGGCAGACGGUACGCCACGGACUGUGUGUCAGAGGAAUGCGACAGACGGUCAUCGGUCGGGCUGGACACACGGACGUACUGGUCGAGAGUCGGUGGGCAGUCGAGACGGAGGGUUAAAGGUGGUGCCAGGGUACUGGGGUUUGAGAGAGGAAGAGUCGCCCCCCUGGAAGAGUAGUCUCCUGGCCACAGAACCUCAGAUGCAGACAUUUGAGCUUGAGAUGGAAGAAGACCAGCCGCUCGAUCUCAGCAUGAAGCCACGCGAGCUUGUGGAGUCUCCCUCCCAUGGGCAGGUGCUCUCUGGGGAGAAACAUCACGGACAGGACUCUCCACUGUGCCUCAUCAAAGACUGUGGAUGUAACAACCAUGGUACCCGACAACGAUCGGGUGGCGGGAACUCGGUGUAUAAUGGCGGGAAAUAUGGCCCCCCUCCAUCAAAUGGAGAUCGCCCUAUGUUUUCUGAUUCACAAAGUGAAAUGACUUUAAAGUCGAGAUUUAAUGAUAGAAACAGUACGUAUGAAAGCCAACACAUGUGCUAUGAUCGCGUUGUUGUGCCAAAGCAUGACUUGUGUAGGCAGAAUGAAGUGGAAGGGGCCUUCCACUAUAAUCGGGUCACUAACGACGAAGAACGGAUGGACAUUAACGCCGAACACGUCCCGUUUGAAGGUAUUACUCCAGUUGCUCAAAGCAAAUUCAAACCUGUGUUUCAGACUUGUGCCAGAACCCAUAUCGAUCACCCCAGUGUUAACUACAGUCUUUCGUCAAAGUAUUAUGAAAGUCGCGAGCACUGUGCACAGUCGUUCCUUGAUCUCAGCAACUUUGGAACAACGCGGGGUAACUUGUGGAAACCUUGUGGAAACAUCGAAGAAGGGUGCAGACCUAUACGACGACCUUGGCAUGGCGACAUGAACACAUCUUCUCCUUGGGGACGAUCCUGUAGAGAUUGGAACGGCAGGGACGUGGCAGAGGGACCCAGGAUACAUUGGAGACCCUUCGUAGACACACCAACCUCCCACGGCCAUCCUUCGUCUCCAACCACGGCGCACCAGCCAUCCGUCGACACACUCAAAUCCACAAGUACUGGGAGUGUGGUUCCUCAACCAACCACAGCAGGUUCGCUCUCAGGAGCCAGCAAAUCCACCCAGCCUAAUUCAGGAAGGACGGCGCAGAUAUCCACUGGCGCCUCUUGUUUGCAAACAACAAGGACUGUAGGGCACUCCUUCGCCUCAACUGUUCCACUCAUCUCUAAGUCUUCAGUCCCACCCAGAUCGAACUCUCACUCUUCUUCUCUCUCGGCUAUCUCGAGGAGCUCUGGUUCGCCGAUAUUGGUCCCUAGAGCCCCGUACACGUCUAUUCGUGUGACGCGGAGCCCCAAAACAUUCCACAACGAAUCGGUUCGGACAAUACAAGAUCCGGAUCUGAGAGAAGCUUCGCUCAGGCGGUCGCAUGAUGGCAGCAAACGACAUUUGUCUGGAAAACAGGAAUUGCAGGAAAAGGAAAACAUCGAUUUGACGGACAGUGGAACAGCAACUUCCGGUGUGGCCACAUCCGGGGGCUUGAAGAUGCCCGCCCUGGACUAUUUGAUCUCAAAGGUUCUGGUAGAGCGGAUUGAUAUUCCUUUUAAGCCGUGUAACACGGAGAUAAAGAAGAUCUAUAAUGGCGAGAGUAAAGGAAGACUACGCCUUGUCGAUCUCAUAGAGCUUCAGGUUGAGGAGAGUCUUAAAGCUUAAUGACGUUGUUGUGUAGGGACUGUGUUAUUUGUUUUCUUUUCGUCUUUUGACCAAUGGAGCAGGUUUUUGAGCAGUAUUGAUGUGUAACUCGGUGAUGGCUGAUGAGACUCAACCAGGGUGUACUUCUGUAUGUGUCUUGCGAUGUAUGAUUGUACAUCCGUGAUGUGACCGACUUGUAUAAUGGCAAAUGACGUUCUGUAACACUUAUAACAAGGAAUUGUUGCCUGUGAUAGCGACAUGUUUCACUGCCCGAAAGGUUCAAAUCCUUCCAUUUGGGAUCAUAUCUCAUGAUUAUUUGCGUUCGCGCCGUUCACCUUUUGAAGGGAGUUUAGGAUUUCUCAAUUUUUGAUAUAUGUAUCUUGCCAUUGAGUGCUUCUUAUUAAGGUGACUGUUAUACACAGAGAAAUAUGUCGUAUUUAUUAAUGUAACUUAUUAUUUUGUUUCAGUUUAGAUUGAACGACAGAUGUGUGUGUCGUCUGGUUGCUAUAAGAACUACUCCUGUGACGUCACUAUGACGUCACGGCGAUAGACUCGGUGGCGAUUGGUUAGUCUCCCGUGUCUUUCAUCUAUGUACCCAGAUCUAUUAACAAGAUUGAACAUGUGAUCUGCGAGUCCACCACUCAGUGAGAUUUGUGUCGUCAGCAGUGCAAUGAAGCAUGGAGUGCAAUAUUUUCAUCAAAUCUCACUUUUCUAUCAAGGUAACUACCGGAGUAUUUUAAGGAAACCAAUCUGUUUGGUGUUCAUGUUUUCAAUGGCUAUGCUAUUAAAUGAAAAUAAAAGUAUUACGUACACAAA